Ramularia collo-cygni is the source of this 1806-nucleotide messenger RNA. Its product is annotated as related to transporter (major facilitator superfamily). Gene Ontology annotation, molecular function: transmembrane transporter activity. The transcript has 5 exons. Bases 1 to 1806 code for a protein of 601 amino acids. The record is from RefSeq and is a predicted model, not a curated record. Gene Ontology annotation, biological process: transmembrane transport. NCBI's taxonomy places the organism in Eukaryota, Fungi, Ascomycota, Dothideomycetes, Mycosphaerellales, Mycosphaerellaceae.
AUGGUCAGAAUCCCUUCGUMGGGCCCUCGAUAUCGCCGAGUUCAGGACGACGUUGCGGAACGCGAGUCCUCAUCUUUCGAACAGCAUGCGGUCGACUCUAUUGAUGCCAUCAGUCUUGGGGACUUUGAUAACGGCACCUGGCAGAAGCAGAUCGGGCCCGAUUUGCUCGAUGACGGCUAUGAUGGUGCCGCGAUGAUGGACGGAGUCGUCGCUGUAUGGGACACAUAUGGCAAAUACUGUUUCUUCAUCGGCUUGGGAUUCCUGGUGGUUGCCUUCGAGCUCAUGGCCUCCACAAGAUCCUCGUAUGAGACGUACGCCCUCUCGGAGUUCAAGGCUCUUUCUAUGAAAGGUACCUUGGACGUUCUAGGAGCCCUGGGCUCUGCGAGUGUCAAGAUUCCUAUCGCCAAACUUUCAGAUGUCAUUGGGAGAGGCGAGACCUAUUGCAUCAUGUUACUCUUGCUGGUAUUCUCCGCAACUGUGCACGCUUCCUCUGUCGGAUUUCGAAGCUAUGUUCUCGGGUCAUUGCCAUGGAUCUUCGGGGCAGCUGGUAUUGCACUACUUGAUUUCAUUGUGAUCUCGGACGUUACUUCAAUGCGGAAGAGAGCGGUGGCUGUGAGCAUGCUCUAUCUUCCGUUCCCAUUCACUACCUGGCUUGCCGGGAGCAUCGUAGAGACUGUCAAAGAUGGCAUCGGAUGGCGAUGGGGGUAUGGAAUGUUCGCCAUCAUCAUUCCACUCGCAGCAUCGAUGUUCGUCUUAACGAUACUUUCAUUGCAGCGGAAAGCGAUGAKAGCGGGUUACACCAUCGCCAGGAGGACAACGAUCCGAGGACUCUGCUCUCGCAUCGAUCUUGGAGGCUCGUUGCUUUUGGCCUCUGGAUUUGGACUCGUGCUGCUUCCCGUUACGCUGGCGGCGCAGAGUCACGAUCAUUGGAACUCCCGAUGGAUCMCAGCGCUGAUUGUAUUUGGGAGCCUCCUUUUGAUCUUGCUGGUACCAUACGAGGCCUUUGUUGCCAAACAUCCUGUGAUACCAGUGGCAUACUUCCGCUCCAGAGCCAUUGUGGUUGCAGUUCUCGUUUGCACUAUCGAUGCCUGCGGGUUCAGAGUCACACACACGUACCUGUUCCCGUGGUGUAUCGUCGCUCAUAACUUCUCCACCCGCAAUGCCCUCUAUCUGGAACACAUCAACGGUUUGACCCUGCUCGCGACCAGUUUCUUCGCGGGCUGGAUCAUGAUGAAAACACGAUCGUACAAGUGGAUGAGUGUGAUUGGAGCCGUGAUUCGUGCCGUGGGCUACGGCUUCAUGAUUAGACUGCGUACGAACGGUAGCACCACGACUGAGCUCUUCGUGGUACAGGUCAUACAAGGCCUAGGGAGUGGAUUCCUGGAAGGAAGCAUGUUUAUGGCGGCACAGAUUGUGGUCCCUCAUGCGGAGCUCGCGCAGGUGACCGCUUUGAUCGCUAUGACUGCUCAUGUAGGGGCUGCGAUUGGCGCGGCCGUUGCCGGUGGGAUAUAUACAACGGCGAUGAAAGGCCAGCUAAGAGCUCGGCUGGGAAUAGGGGCUUCUGCAGAGCGGAUUGACGACCUGUACGACUCCAUCACUGGCACGCUUCCGGAGUGGGGAUCCGAGGAUAGGGCUGCCGUUGGAGCCGCUUACUCGGACGUUGUUGGCUACAUGACAGUCGUGGCGCUGUUCGUUGCACUUCCGGUCGUGUUGCUUGUGUUGCUGAUGCCUGACAAUAAACUCAGUGAUGCCAAGAAUCUGGUGGAAGACGCAGAGGACGAUAAAGUCGAAAUGCGAGUAGUGUAG